Molecule: messenger RNA, 644 nt
Organism: Epinephelus lanceolatus (giant grouper)
Lineage: Eukaryota; Metazoa; Chordata; Actinopteri; Perciformes; Serranidae
Product: histone H2B 3-like
Cellular component (GO): nucleosome
Molecular function (GO): protein heterodimerization activity; structural constituent of chromatin; DNA binding
Source: RefSeq, a predicted model, not a curated record
AUCAGCUGAAGCAAGAAUGCCUGAGCCCGCCAAAGCACCCUCAAAAGGCGCCAAGAAAGGCGUCACUAAACCGCCCAAAGGCAACAAGAAGAGGAAGUCCAAGAAGAGGAGGGAGAGCUACGCCAUCUACGUGUACAAGGUGCUGAAGCAGGUCCACCCCGACACCGGCAUCUCCUCCAAGGCCAUGGGCAUCAUGAACUCCUUCGUCAGCGACAUCUUUGAGCGCAUCGCCGGUGAGGCCUCCCGUCUGGCUCACUACAACAAGCGCUCCACCAUCACUUCCAGGGAGAUCCAGACCGCCGUCCGCCUGCUGCUGCCCGGGGAGCUGGCCAAGCACGCCGUGUCUGAGGGCACCAAGGCCGUCACCAAGUACACCAGCUCCAAGUAAACACCUCUGCUCUCACUCAGCGACACAGCUACAACACAAAGGCUCUUUUAAGAGCCACACACUCACACUCUGCAGAGCUUGUCCUCUUCUGUCUCAUCUCUUAGUCAUAGAUUGUUACAAUAAUGUAAAAGUUCAUCAUACAAAUAUUCACGUCUGUUAAUAUAGUUAACUGUGUUUAAAAGAAAGUAUAACUUAUAACCUAUAUCAAUUUAAUUCGCUCUUCAAGGGAUAGUGAAAUAAAAGAUUUUAAUCCUUG